This is a messenger RNA of Phodopus roborovskii (desert hamster), 4474 nucleotides long. RefSeq names its product LanC like glutathione S-transferase 1 (gene Lancl1). The transcript is spliced from 9 exons. Gene Ontology annotation, biological process: peptide modification; carbohydrate metabolic process. NCBI's taxonomy places the organism in Eukaryota, Metazoa, Chordata, Mammalia, Rodentia, Cricetidae. The record is from RefSeq and is a predicted model, not a curated record. Bases 68 to 1267 code for a protein of 399 amino acids. Gene Ontology annotation, cellular component: plasma membrane.
CCGCCCUGAGCCCCGGCCCCACUUGACGUCGCUCUGCGCCCUGUUCUGCAGGUUCGCUGGUGCCAUCAUGGCUCAGAGGGCCUUUCCGAAUCCGCACGCCGAUUAUAACAAGUCCCUGGCCGAGAGCUACUUUGAUUCUACCGGGAGGCUGACUCCUGAGUUCUCACAGCGCUUGACCAUUAAGAUUCGAGAGCUCCUUCAGCAAAUGGAAAGAGGCCUCAAGUCAGCAGAUCCUCGGGAUGGCACUGGGUACACCGGCUGGGCAGGCAUUGCUGUGCUUUACUUACAUCUCUAUGAUGUGUUUGGGGACCCUGCCUACUUGCAGAUGGCACACGGCUAUGUAAAGCAAAGCCUAAACUGUUUGAGCAAGCGUUCCAUCACCUUCCUGUGUGGCGAUGCAGGCCCCCUGGCCGUGGCUGCUGUGCUGUAUCACAAGAUGAAGAGUGAGAAGCAGGCAGAGGAUUGCAUCACACGGCUCAUUCACCUAAAUAAGAUUGAUCCCCAUGCACCAAAUGAAAUGCUCUAUGGCCGCAUAGGCUACAUCUUUGCUCUGCUUUUUGUCAAUAAGAACUUUGGAGAAGAGAAGAUUCCUCAAAGCCAUAUUCAACAGAUUUGUGAAACAAUUUUAAACUCUGGGGAAAACCUAGCUAGAAAGAGAAACUUCACGGCCAAGUCCCCACUGAUGUAUGAGUGGUACCAGGAAUAUUAUGUGGGAGCUGCUCAUGGCCUGGCAGGAAUCUAUUACUACCUAAUGCAGCCCAGCCUUCGGGUAAGCCAAGCAAAGUUACAUAGUUUGGUGAAGCCCAGUGUAGACUUUGUCUGCCAGCUGAAGUUCCCUUCUGGCAAUUUCCCUCCAUGUUUGGAUGAUACCAGAGACCUGCUUGUCCACUGGUGCCAUGGGGCCCCUGGCGUCAUUUACAUGCUCAUCCAGGCCUACAAGGUGUUCAAAGAGGAACAGUACCUUUGUGAUGCCUACAAGUGUGCUGAUGUGGUCUGGCAGUAUGGACUGCUGAAGAAGGGCUAUGGUUUGUGCCACGGUGCUGCAGGGAAUGCCUAUGCCUUCCUGGCACUCUACAAUCUCACACAAGAUGUGAAGUACCUGUACAGGGCCUGUAAGUUUGCUGAGUGGUGCUUAGAUUAUGGAGAGCAUGGAUGCAGGACACCGGACACCCCCUUCUCCCUCUUUGAAGGGAUGGCUGGAACAAUCUAUUUCUUGGCUGACCUGUUAGUCCCCACAAAGGCCAAGUUCCCUGCAUUUGAGCUCUGAAAGGGCAACCUGGUCCCUGAAGCAUGACCCUCUGUGUUCUGGUCUGGGCUAAGUGUUUCUGUUGCUUUUGAAGGAGCAGAAUGAAACUGUGUACUUGAAAGUUGGCUCUUUAUUUCCAUGAUUUGUCUUUAGCAAUUCAGCGCCUUUUCUUACUUUUAUUUAAAAGUCUAAAUGAAAGCCAUCUUAAUUUUCUUCCAUGAGGAUGAUUGACAGGUAUGGUAUUUUGUAGCCAUUUACAUGUACUUACAGACUUGGAGGAGAUCUUACUCUUCUUUAAUUUUAUGAAUGUAGUCAUGUGUUAGUGCUCUUUAAAAUGUUUUCUAAAAGCUCAGUAAGCCAUGCCUGGUAUCAUGUUAUCCCAUCUAUUGAGAAGACUGAGGCAGGAGGAGCACAAGUUCAAGGCCAACCUGAGCAACUUAGUGAGACUCUGUCUCAAAAUAAAGAGAGAGGUCUGCGGUAUAGCUGAGAAGUAGACCUCUUUUCUAGCACACACACACACACACACACACACACUCACACUCAGCUCAGGUAGACAGAGAUUUUAUGUAAAUGGCCAUUGUUAAUAUUGCCUUCUAUGUCUUCUGUUAAAUAUUUUCCCUCCAACAAAGAGUAGUUUUAUGACUUCAUUUUUUCCAGGUGCUUGGUUAUUAGAGGGGGCAAAAAUAUAGCCCAUGCCUCUGGAGGAAAAGCUGUAAGAAUUACAAACUAGACUUGGGACCUAAAUGCCAUAUUUUAAACUUCUAACUCCUGUCUAUACGAGACGUACCAUUUUCAGUGAGCCACAAGGGCACUAUAUUCCAGCCAUGUUAUCAAAACUUAAAAACGGUUGUAAUGCACACUCUGACCUGAAAGUUAACUCACCAACAACAGGUCCUUGUUUCCUGAUAUAUUUUGGAAAUGUUUAAUUUAAAAGUAUUUGUCCUUCAGUGUUCAUGUGAGAUCUGGAAGUAGAUUUUCUGUGUGAAUUUGCCUGGACAGGAUUCCAGCCUAACCUUCAAAGACAUUCAGAAGUUUGGCUUAGGUUUCCCUUGCUUUUUUGCUGAGUUCCACAUGUUACUCCUUUCUGUUCAUUGAUUUGAACAUUGAUUUUUUUUUUUUCACUUAAUAGUACAGAAAUUGCUUAUGCUUACAAAGAAGGUGGGAAGGGAGAUGCUGUAACCAAUAGCUUCUAAGAGAACAAAGCUUUUGCCGGGCAGUGGUGGCUCAUGCCGUUAGUCCCAGCGCUCGGAAGGCAGAGGCAGGCCGAUCUACUGAACAAGUUCCAGGACAGGCUCCAAAGCUAUACAGAGAAACCCUGUCCUGAAAAAACAAACAAACAAAUAAAAAGAGAACAGAGCUUUUGACAAAAAUUCUUGUUCUUGGAGGGUAUCUGAUGUUACAGCUUCCAUGGUUGUAACAGAUGAGUGCUUGCAUAUCCCAAGCCAUGGAGUCCGGUUGGUCUGUGCAUGAAGACUGCCUGGUGCUUCAAAGUCUGGACACAUGCUUUUUGACUCCUCAGCUCCUCCCGCCUCCUCAUAUCACAGGCCUCUCAGGCCCUUUGUAACUGACUUAGGAACAUUUUCCACCUUUAAUACUACAGGAUCUGAGAAUAUUUAAUGUGCUAUUUUGUGGCUCUCUUGGUCGUGCUACUUGUAUUAGAAAUGAAGUCUCCAUGGAGUGUGUGCUGAUUGCUAUGAGGAAUAAUCCCCUCUUAUUUUGUGACUUGCACCAAAAUAGCUAAUAUUAUGAGAAAUUUUCUGGUCCUUUAAGGCUACCUACAGUAGGAUCCAAAGAGCAGCUCAGUGCUCAACUCUCAGCUCCUAGGGUUGAAUUGCUCCUUCUGUGGCCCCUGUAUUCCAGGGACGUACGUGUGACCUCACCCUCUGAAAUGCUGCUGCUGGCAGCUGUGUCAGACUACCUACCUGGUGAAGGCUGUGCAUCAAUGGUGUCACUAUUUAUAAGAACUCGACACAGUAGAGCACAUCGGUUUGGCUGGGCUUCCAGCUUUAGAAAAGUAAGCCCACUUGCUUUAGUUAAAUGGCUUGUAUUCUGCCUGUACCUUCAGCUACUAUAGAUACUUGGUGAAAGAAAAAGAACCAGUGUUCUGGUUAGUCCUGAGACUUGAUCACAGUGCUUCCCCAGGUGUCUUGACUAAUAUAGCCCCAGAAAGAACUCAGAGCAGGAAGAGUGUUUUGAGUGACACUCUUGUUACUGUCUGAGCUGUCUUCUACAUAUUGGCAUCCAUUAACAGAUCCACUGACAUAAACAAUUCAGUUUUCCAUCUUCACUGUAGCUUUUUAAAACUUACUACACUGACAAAGUGUCUGUGCCACUUGUGUCCUUAUGCUACAAAGCCACGAGAAUUUUCUGGGGGCUUUUAAAUUCAGGUACAAUACAAAGCCCACAGCAACACCUCCCCUCUGAGGAAGGGAAUGUUUUCACUCCAGCAUUGUGCAGAAGCAGUGUUGGGUGCUUUCCUUCCUCAGAUACUUUUCUUAUGGGUAUAAAAACCUUCCAGAAAUCGCUUCCGGAAAACUCGGUGCCAUUGCUAAUCUGCAGCCAGAGACUGGAAGGUCCAAUGUUCAGAGCCUGUUCAGCAAUGCAUUUAUGCUGUUGUGCAUUCCUGCCCUUAACUUUUCAUCAUGUAAAAUGUCAGCAUUACCAUGACGGCUCCCGUAGUUCCCACAGGCCUUCAUCCUAUUCUGUCUGUCAGUCCGUCUGUCAGUCUUUCGUCCUUACAGUUAUCAGGUUCUCUUUUCAUCACUCAUGUCACAUCCAUGUGACACCAGAACCCACUUGCAGCUAGAGUUAGCUCAAGGGGGCAUAAGGGUAUUUUUUCCUCCUUAUUCCCGUUUCCCUGAGUAACUGAACUGCAGCACUCUGCUCCUAUGUCCUCAGGUCAGUUUGUAUCUGGUUUUACAGUCCCCUUACCUUCUGCUACCUAACUCUGAGUUUAUUUAUGUACUUUUAGGCUCCUAGAAGUUGGUACAGUCCCUACUUACUCAUGCUGCAUCCCGGAUCCUUUUCUGCUUCCCUGAAACAUGUCAGAGCAUGUUUCUGAGUUCUCUGUACCAUCUGGCUGUAGGAGAACUGUUUAUAUCCUGUAUACUGGAAUCAGUCUUGGGGACAGUCUUUCGGGAUCACCCCAAGAUUACAUUGACACUGGGAGGGGCUGGGAUCAUAUCUGUAUUGACUGACUGGCCUUCAAUAAAAUGUUACUAGGCCUGA